GCUGAGAUCUCGCGAUAUUUGGGGCUGCCCGAGACGCGCCUGGUGCUGGAGAGGAAUCUCAGGAUUUUAAAUCCUGAUAGAGCCCUCUGGAGGCCAGUCCUGGCAGUUUCCCAGCAUUCGAAGCUGUUAGACCCCCAUGGAAUCAAAUGCGUCAUGUCCAGCAGAUGCUGCACCCUUGGCGAAGAGACAGUUUCGUGUUCUCGUGGGUGUCACUGGGAGUGUUGCAGCCCUGAAGUUGCCUCUUCUGGUGUCUAGGCUUUUGGACAUUCCUGGCCUGGAAGUAGCAGUGGUCACCACCGAGAGAGCCAAACAUUUCUACAGCCCCCAGGACAUUCCUGUCACUCUCUACAGCGACGCUGAUGAAUGGGAGAUGUGGAAGUGCCGAUCCGACCCCGUUCUUCACAUUGACCUGCGGAGGUGGGCAGAUCUCAUGCUGGUGGCUCCUCUUGAUGCCAACACCCUGGGGAAGGUGGCCAGUGGUAUAUGUGACAACUUGCUUACCUGUGUCAUCCGGGCCUGGGACUGCCGAAAGCCCCUGCUCUUCUGCCCGGCGAUGAACACCGCCAUGUGGGAGCAUCCCAUCACCGCGCAGCAGGUGGGCCUGCUCAAGGCCUUCGGCUAUGUGGAGAUUCCUUGUGUGGUCAAGAAGUUGGUGUGUGGAGAUGAAGGUCUAGGGGCCAUGGCUGAGGUGGGCACCAUUGUGGACAAGGUGAAAGAAGUCCUCUUCUGUCGUGGCAGCUCUCAGCAGAGCUGAACCUGGGAUUUCUGUUGUUUGUAUCCUUCUGUACCCUGCGUGUUUUCAGGCCAAGUCUAUGAAGAAGAUGGACAUCGGCAAAAUAUGGUGAAGACUUCUGGGUUUACCCAGAAGUAGGGGUGUAGCCUGGGCCUGCUCCAGAGCCUCCCCAGGGGCCUCACUUGCCUCAGGUUAAAUUAGACCAAAGGCCCAGAUCCCAACUUCUUUCCAACUAAGAGAUGGCUGCAUUCUGGGCCCCUCCCCACCUUCUCCUGGGAUAGGCAUAGCAAGCUGCUGCUGUGUGGCCCUGUGCUCUGGGAGGGGGAAUGAGGGAGGACUGAGAAACCUUGAUUCUGCAUCGUGCAGGGGACCCGCUUCAGCUCCUUGGUGGGGUGCCCAGCUGCCAUGCAGAGAGUCAGGGAAGCCUGUAAGUUGGCAAGAUGCCGAGUUUCUCCACAGACCAUGCUGUGAGAUCGGGGGUACUGGGGAAUAAAGAAGAGUGACUUUUAGGAGACUGUGUCCUUCCUUUACCUGUGGCCUCGGAGAUCAGGGGCAUUGCUUGGGGUGGCUGGGGGAGGGUCUGGGCUGACGACUGACUGGCCAAUAUCAUAUGGUGGUUAAGGGCAGAGGGCUCUGAAGCCAGACAGACCCUAGUUCAAAUCCCAGCUCUGCCAUGUGCUAGCAGUGGACCUUGGCUCAAGGCUCAGCCUUUCUGACCCUCACUUUCCUCAUCUGUAUUAUCCUACCCUCAUGAAGUUUUUGAGAGGAUUAAAUGAGGUAAUGUGUGCAAGAUACCCUCUUCCCCCCCUUACAUAGUAAAUGUCAAAGGGAAGUUAAAGCUUGGUAUGCAUUCACGCCAAUGAGUUUUUCUAACAUUGACUGAAAUAGACCCUCUCAUUUUGGGAAAAAUAAAAUCCCCAGCCCGAGGCCGAGAUGGCCUUUAUGCAAAUAACAGGCACACAGACAGCAGGGUUAGAACCCACCUUGGAAUCCAGGCCCCUUGCUUCCUGAUGUCCACAUCAGCUUUGCUGCACCUAGGACUGGGAACCUGGGUGUCUCUGCCUCCCCUCCAACCCCACCCAGUGGCACCUGUGAUUAUGGGAAGUAGACUCCAGAGAGAAGCAUGUUCUGCCCUAGAAAACCCCACCACCCUGUCUUUGACCUAAUUGCUGUUUGGUGGCUGCAGUGGGGAGGGGCUUGUUUGCCUGUUUGGAGCUGAGGUUGGGUCUGAUUCCUGCUUUCCAGCCCAUGGGUGAGUCAGCACUCCAUGCAUGCUCUUGGACCACUGAUGGGGGGAGGUACCUCUGAGGGGCACCAGGAAGCCUGCUGGCUGGGACCAAGACCUCCAGUAGCCUCCAAGAGCCUUUAUCUCUACAGUGCUUGACUUAAUCAAAGUGGCCCUUUGGGAUGAAAUUGCCAAUAAAGAAAAUAUAACUAAAGUUGUAUUGCAAUAAAGAAAAUAUAACUAAAGUGGUAGCACCACAAACCAACCUCUUGACAGGUUUGAAGGUUGAGGUGUGGGGAGGGCCUAGAUAAUUGAAAUCCAGAGAAAAUCCCAAAGUUCCAUUUAAAUGGUUUCCAACUCCCCUCCUCAUGUCCACAUUGCCCUGUCUUUUCCUCAGCAAUGUGCUAAUGAGUGGUGAGGCUCUCCAAUAUUAACAGAAACUGCUACCAUUUACUGAGUGCUUAUUGUGUGCAAGGCUUUGUGCUGGGCAUUUUAGGAAGACCUGCUACAUAAUGCCUGUUUUAUUUUUUAUUUUAAGUUUAUUUCGAGAGUGCACAUGUGCACACACACACACACACACACACACACAUGCAUGCACGAGCAGGGGAGGGGCAGAGAGAGAGAGGGAGAGAGAGAAUCCCAAGCUGGCUCCAUGCCAUCAGUGCAGAGCAUGAAAAUGGUGCUCGAUCCCCCAAAACCCUGAGAUCAUGACCUGAGCCCCCAAAAGCAGUUGGAUGCUCAAUAGACUGAGCCACCCAGGUGCCCCCACAACACCUGUUUUAAAAGGCCACAGGAGCAGAGAGGUUGAUAGGCCUCUACCUAAUAUGUCUGCAAACGGCUGUGACUCCUCAGAGCAGGACUGAGCCUUGUUGGCUGGAAGGGAAGAGAUGUCCCCAUGGACGUGGGCCAGCAAGAGGUUCUGUCCUGGGGUCCACCUCUCCCAUCACUGCAGUCCUGAUCCCUGUUGCCCAUUUUGAAUGAGGGUCUGGAUGAAUGGGCCUGGGCUGGAGCUGAAGAGCCCAGUUGUCCCCUGAGCCCCUAAGGUUGGAGUUAAGAGGAGAGGGCAGUUAGCAUCCAGACUGCAUUUAGCUGGCCCCAGCUGCAGAGGAGUGCUGAGGUGGGAGUAGUGGCCACAGCUUUCCCCACCAAGAGUCAAAGCUCUUAAAGUUGUCAGCAUUUAAGUUCAAAGUGUUUCUCAGAGAAGGCGCUAGUUUCUCUGAUUAUUUUUAUAGAAUUCUGGAAGCUUGACAGAACAGAAUACUUGGGUCUAAAAGUCACACUCUUGUUUGGCACCCUGGAGCCUCUCUAGGCUCCUGUGGCUACUGCCGGGUGAGAGGCAGAAGUUUCCAGGCCAGGGCCCAGCCUCUACACUGGUCUGUCUCUAGCUCUUCUGAUGCCUCCCCCUCCACCCGCCACUGACUCCUGGGCAGUACACAGCUUGGCCCUCCAUGAUCUGGUCCCUGCCUACCUUUCCAGCUUCACCCCUAUUACAUGCCACCAUGCAAGGCUCCCUGUCUUCUAGCCAGACAGGACAGCCUUGACUGAGCCCUGUAGCUUCUUACCUUUGCACUUGCUGCCACUUUUACUGGAAGGCCAUUCUUCACCCAGCUAACUCCUAUUCAUGCCUCUGAUACACCUGGGUGCCACCUCUUUUGGAAAGUCGUCCUUGGCCAACUCAGGCUAGAUUAAAUGGUCUUUAUUCAGGCCCUAUUAUUAUCCACUGAAAUUGGGAUCUGGAGGGCAGGAGUUGUCCUAUUCCUCACAAAGCCUGGUAAGUCAUUCCAAGCUUCUUAUACUGACAAAAUAAAAAAAGGUGUGGGGCAGGGGGAAGGAGGGGGAGUCUGUUCCUUUCUGAGAAAGACAUACAACCUAGGAGCCAUAAAAGCAAAGGCUGAUAAAUUUGCCUACAGAAAAAUAAACAAUUCCGCCUAGCAAUAGCCCAUAGGCAGGGUCAAAAGGCAAACAUAAAUGGGAAAUUAUCUGCAGGUCCUAUAACAAAGGACUAAUUCCCUUAGUAUAUAAAAAGCCAUACAUUGAUUAGAAAAAGACCAAGAAUGGGGUGCCUGGGUAGCUCAGUCGGUUAAGCAUCUGACUCCUGAUUUCGGCUCAGGUCAUGUUCUCAUGGUUUGUGGGAUUGAGCCCUGUGUAGGGCUCUAUGCUGACAGUGCGGAGUCUGCUUGGGAUUCUCUCUCCACUCUAAAUACAUACAUACAUACAUACAUACAAGAGAGCAAG
Messenger RNA from Panthera uncia (snow leopard), 4193 nucleotides. It is a transcript of the gene PPCDC, whose product is annotated as phosphopantothenoylcysteine decarboxylase. Gene Ontology annotation, molecular function: FMN binding; phosphopantothenoylcysteine decarboxylase activity. Lineage: Eukaryota; Metazoa; Chordata; Mammalia; Carnivora; Felidae. Gene Ontology annotation, cellular component: phosphopantothenoylcysteine decarboxylase complex. The coding region runs from base 137 to 754 and encodes 205 amino acids. The record is from RefSeq and is a predicted model, not a curated record. Gene Ontology annotation, biological process: coenzyme A biosynthetic process. The transcript is spliced from 6 exons.